AAAAAAAAAUGUUAAUUUUUAAAUAUUACAUACUUAUAACAAGUGGUACAUUAAUAUUUUUAUUAGCAUGCUAUAUCAAAUUAGCUUAUUUGUUGGAUGUAAUGGGACAAUUGUUUUCAUUGAAUACUAUUAAAUCAAAUUACGAUUACAUCGUUGUUGGAGCUGGAACUUCUGGUGCAGUUAUUGCUGCAAAAUUAGCAGAAGAUGGAGAAAAUGUUUUAUUAGUAGAAGCUGGUGGUAAAGCACCGUUAUUUUUAGAUAUACCAUUAUUGUCACCUUUAUUACAAAACAGUUUAUACGAUUGGCAAUAUGUAACGGUACCUCAACACAAUGCUUGCAAAGCAUUGAAAAACAAUCAAAGUAAAUGGCCAAUGGGAAGGAUACUCGGUGGAACUAGCAGAUUAAAUUAUAUGACAUACGUACGUGGACAUCAUCAAGAUUAUGCCAAUUGGUUUCCUGAUUUUAAUGAUUAUAUACUUGGAAAAAAUGAUUCGGUUAAGAUACAAGAAUCAAAAUGGCAUACCGAUCUUGUUAAUGCAAUAUUGGAAAGUAUAUUGGAAAUCGAUGGGAAAGUUGGUAACAUAAACGAAGCCUUAGAUACAGGUUUUAUGAAAGUUCAAUUAUUUGCCGAUAAUGGUAAAAGGUGGAGUACGGAUGAUAUGUUGUAUAGAAAAUAUUUAAAUACUUUGGACAUUCUUACUCAUGCUAGAGUUGAUAAGAUUUUAAUAAAUUCAAAUAAAGCAACAGGUAUAAAAUUAAGAAAAUUUGGUAGAGUUUCGAAAAUUCUAGCAAAAAAUGGGAUCAUCGUUAGUGCUGGUGUAAUUGGUAGUCCUAAAUUAUUAAUGCUUUCCGGAAUAGGUCCAGAAAAACAUUUGAAAGAUAUGAAAAUCAAAGUGAUCAAUAAUUUACCAGUUGGUCAAAAUUUAAUGGAUCAUCUUCUAACUGGUAUCGAUUUAAUAAGACUGAAGACAAACUUAUCUUUCAAUAUGAUUAACACUCUUAAUCCUAUAGCAAUACUCAAUUAUUUUCUUUUUGGCCAAGGACCAUGGACAUCGUCAGGAAUUGAAGUUUUAGGAACAUUUCAUAGCUCUUUACAAAAGAAUCAAUCCUCGAGUCCAGAUUUACAAUUAAUGAUACUACCUCUUGGUAUAUCAACAGAUUACGGUAUAACUCUGAAAGAAACAAUUGGAAUUUCAGAUGAGGUAUAUGAUAAAUAUUUUGCACCAUUAGAAAAUGAUAAUGUUGUAACAAUAGCACCUGUUUUGUUACAUCCCAAAAGUUUAGGAGAAAUCAAACUUCGUAGUAAUGAUCCUUCUGAUGAACCUAUAAUUGAUCCAAAAUAUCUGUCCAAUAAACAUGACAUUGAUACGCUUGUAAAUGGUAUACAAUAUCUUAAAAAGCUCAUUAAUACUAGUGCCAUGAAAAAGCUAGGCGCAUCUCUUUAUAAAAAAUCUUUACCAGGCUGCGAAGCUUAUGAAUUUGAUUCAUUAGAAUAUUGGGAAUGUUAUAUAAGGUAUUUAUCAUUAACCGCUUAUCACCCUGCAGGAACAUGUCGUAUGGAAGAUGUUGUUGACACGUCAUUUAGGGUACAUAAUAUAACAAAUUUAUAUGUAGUUGAUGCAUCGGUGCUACCAUCUUUGCCUAGUGGCAAUAUAAAUGGUGCUCUUAUAAUGAUGGCAAAGAAAGCUGUUGAUAUAUUGAAAGAAAUAAGAAAUAAACAGUCGCACAAUUUAAGAUAUACUAAUAGUACAUCUCUUUUAUGUUAUACGUUUAAUAUUUGUAAUAAAUUUUGUGACUUAUAAUUAUUUACAAAUAAUAUUAAAUAUAUAUAUAUA
Molecule: messenger RNA, 1835 nt
Organism: Polistes dominula (European paper wasp)
Lineage: Eukaryota; Metazoa; Arthropoda; Insecta; Hymenoptera; Vespidae
Product: glucose dehydrogenase [FAD, quinone]
Molecular function (GO): flavin adenine dinucleotide binding; oxidoreductase activity, acting on CH-OH group of donors
Source: RefSeq, a predicted model, not a curated record